AUGUCUGGUGAUCACAGCGUAGGAGCCAUCGGGCCAAUUUUUGACCCCAAUACACAAGUUGGUUCACAGGACUCACAAAUUGCAGGCGGGCUACCGGGCGCGAAGCCCUACCGAACAUUCGUUUGGGUGGACGACAUUGCGCAAGUAAGUCAAAACCCAACUCUUGCCCCAGAUGGCAAAAAGGUCAAGUUCGACCAGAGGCUUUGCGGAGACGCUAUGGUGGCGCACCUAAAACGGGAAAUUCCCGAAAUCACGGCGACCAGAUACCUUGAUUAUUACAAAGCAAAGCCAAGUGGAAAUCAUCAACUGUAUAAAGUUGGCAGCAAUUUGUCUGCAGAUUUAAUCCGCAAACAAUAUAAACAGGCCAGCACUAGGGUGUUCCUGUCUGCCACUGUCGCAGGGGGGAGCCAAACAGUUAACUCUCCACCUGACUUGGGACAAAGGGAAAUCACCACCACAAAUCAAGGUGUACAAGCUCCUUCAACUUCCACACAGAGUCAGCUGGAGAAAGGUGAACUUGGGCCCCAAUAUCAUGGUGACCAGCGUCCAGUGGGUUCAGUGACUUUCAAGCUCUCGGACUCUGGACUUAAAUACUCAGGUGCACUUGUGGUUGCCGAUUUUAUCCAGCGAAAACCUUCGAUCAAGUUACGAAGACGACCUGAUAUUUGCUACGAUGCAGAGAAGUUUGUUCAGAUCUUUUGUAGGAACGGUGCAAGAUUUUUCGCCUACGAUAAUGAAUUAUCAGAUUAUGAGGCCCAAGCAUUGGUAUUUGCUGAUGAUGGAACCUCUGAUGAAGCAUCAUUCUUUGCUGAAGAGAUAAAUUUGCCCCCUGACUCGACAGUAGUUAGAGGCGAGGUACAGCGCCUUGAACCAUGCACAGGAAACGAAGCCCUGGUUGUAUUCCACUCUGUCCAGGUGGAAAAUGUGCUUUCAGAUCAACGGAUGGAAAUACCAGAGCAGCCAUCCUACCAGCAGGGAGAUCGUGCACUUCACAAUGGAUUGAGUGCACCUACCCUGGGACCAGCAGUGCAAGAUGCUCCACCACCGGCCGAUAGACUAGUGGGGUAUCCAGCACAAGAGAGUGAUCAGGAUGUGCAAGGGACGUCAGAACUGCGGCUACCAAGGGGAUACGAUGAUCAACCUCGAUUUCAGUUGCAAAUCAACGAUUUCCAAGUAAAUGUUAUUAGCUCUCUCAGUGAGAAUGACCAAGCAAUUGAGCAAAGCUGUAAUAUGCAAGAGUUGCGAUUGUGGAAAAAUGAAAUUGUCAGGGCCGAACUAAAAGAGGCCACAAAAGGAAUGAAUGCAAGAGAUACAUUGUUCAUAGCAAAGAUUACUGAGGUUUGGCAGCAUCGCCAUGCUGAUGUCAAUGGAGGCACAACUGCUGUCUUCAUCGGUCCCAUCAAAACUUAUAGCUAUGGAUACAUGCUUGGCUUGAGGAUAUACCUCAACGGCGUAGGUGAUGAAAGAGGCAGGUCUGUCGCCAUCUUUGUGCACAUGAUGAUGGGAGAGUACGACUUUCAAGUAAGGUGGCCUUUCACUCAGAGGAUCACGCUGUCCAUUAUGGAUCAGAGUGGUGCCGAACGCCAUUUAAGCCAAAUCCUUCAAGCCCAGCCCAACAUGAUGGCCUUUCAGAAGCCAACAGAAGUGAUCAGUCCUACUGGAUGCGGUUUUGUAAAUUUUGCUUCUAUAGAGGAAGUAUUUAGUCAUGCUUAUGUAAAAGAUGACAAGCUUUUUCUCAAAAUUGAGUUUUCUCCCUAA
Messenger RNA from Pocillopora verrucosa, 1758 nucleotides. NCBI's taxonomy places the organism in Eukaryota, Metazoa, Cnidaria, Anthozoa, Scleractinia, Pocilloporidae. The record is from RefSeq and is a predicted model, not a curated record.